GGUGUCCCGCCACCCCUAUGCCUUUUUUAGGCCUUCCUACUACAGGCAUGCUGGGAACGUCACAUGCAAAUAAGGCGGGAACCAGUGCUCCGCCCUCAACCUUUGGGCCGUCACCAACCCAGCCCAGUGCGCAGGCGCGGGAAAGUUCAACUGAGAAAGGAAAGUUUAUACAAAUCCAGAGGAGAAGGAGGCGGCAGCGGCGACUGGGACCAGCUCCCUUUCUCACAGGUGGCCCCAUGGCAGGCUCGGAAGAGCUGGGGCUCCGGGAGGACACGCUGAGGGUCCUAGCUGCCUUCCUUAGGCGGGGUGAGGCUGCUGGGUCUCCCAUUCCGACACCACCCAGUAGGCCCUCAGUGGGAGGACAAAGGGGGACUGCUUGCAAAGGGCCUCUGUCUUCACUCUCUGAGGUCCCCUUCCCCAGGAGCCCUACCCAGGAGGAGCCAACAGAUUUCCUGAGCCGCCUUCGAAGAUGUCUUCCCUGCUCCCUGGGGCGUGGAGCAGUUCCCCCUGAGUCCCCUCGGCCCUGCUCCCUGCCCCUCCGGCCCUGCUAUGGUUCAGAGCCUGGUCCAACUACUCCAGACUUCUAUGCCCUCGUGGCCCAGCGACUGGAACAGCUGGUCCAAGAGCAACUGAAAUCCCCACCUAGCCCGGAAUUACAGGGUCCACCACCCACAGAGAAGGAAGCCCUGCUGCGGAAGCUGGUGGCCUUGCUGGAGGAGGAGGCAGAAGUCAUCAACCAGAAGCUGGCCUCUGACCCGGCCCUGCGGCGCAAGCUGGCCCGCCUCUCCGCCGGCUCCUUCAGCCGCCUAGUGGAGCUCUUCUCUAGCCGUGAGGCCAGCCCUCGCCCAAGCCAAGCACGCCCCUCGUUGCCGUGCCCCGGGCCCCCGCCGCCUUCCCCGGAGCCCCUGGCCCGCCUGGCCUUGGCCAUGGAGCUGAGCCGGCGCGUGGCCGGGCUGGGGGGCACCCUGACCGGACUCAGUGUAGAGCACGUGCACAGCUUCGCGCCCUGGAUCCAGGCCCACGGGGGCUGGGAGGGCAUCCUGGCAGCAUCACCUGUGGACUUGAACUUACCCUUGGACUGAGCUCCUCCUCCAAAGCUGCUCCAGGAUCGGACCUCAUGUCCCUGCACUCUGUGUGUGCUUUUCCAAACUUUCCUAAUCCACUCAGGGCUCUGGGGUGGUGGCUACCCUCCCCGUUUUUGCCAAAAGAAAAUCAUUUACAGUGUUUUCAUAUUAAAAACGUUUUCAAGUAUUUAAUUGUUGGUCCUUUCACUCAAGAACUAAAGUUCUAAGUAAAGGAGAUUUGGUUCAAAGCGCUGUCUGGUUUAUAAAUUAAGGACAGAGCCAAUUCAUUCAUUCUAGAAAUAUCUAUUCAGACUACCUACAAGUACCUGUCACCUGAACAUACAGCCUAUUUGAGGAUGUCUGUAAAUAUGAUUCCAGCUAAUUACGUUUCCCCCCUAUUGCAUGAUUUCUUUUUUUUUCUUAAUGCUGGGGAGGUAAUUUUAGGUUUAUUUAUUUGUUUAUUUUUUUAAACAGAGGUAUUGGCAAUUGAACCCAAGACCUUGUGCAUGCUAGGCAUGCACUCCACCACUGAGCUAUACCUCCCCCACUGCAUGAUUUAUUUAUUCCAGCUAAUCCUGUAUUGAUGGUCAUGGAGUCUUUCCAGCUAUUUUCAGAAGAAAGCUAUAUGAUCUUCCUUCAUGGGGCAUCCAGAACACCACUCUCUUCUCCUUUUUUCCCCCAACUGCUCCUCUGAGCCCCCUCCCUUUUUUUUUCCCUUGCUGAUUUCUCCUCUGCUAUCUGUUGGCCAGAGACUUGUCACAUUUUUGGGGCUCUAAUCCCCUUUGCAGAGUUACAUUUGUAAGUGCAUGAAAUGAACUGUACAGGAUUACAAAGGAAGUCAAGCACAGUCGAGCCUCAUUGUUUGCGGAUUCUGUAUUUUUGAGUUCGCCUACUUACUAAAAUGUCUUUGUUGCCUUCCAGUUAAUAGCCGCCUUCCCAGGUUUGGGAGGCUUGCGCAUGCUCAGAGCAGCCAAGGAACUGACUCGCCUAAUGUGCACGUUUCAGCUCAGGUUAGACAAGGUGACGCUGCCUUCUUUUUUCAGCUCUCACGCUGUUCUUCCCGCAACCUGCUUAGUGCCACAUUUUCCACAUUCCUAUGCUUUUUAGGGUGAUUUCGCUGUUUUAAAAGGCCCCAAAGCAUAGCACUGAAGUGCUGGCUAGCAUUCCUAGGUGCAAGAAGGCUGUGAUUGGCCCCUGUUAGGUCAGCUUUGUUGCAGGUAAUAUUUGUUAGAGUGAUGUUGGCUGCGAGAUCAAGGUGAAUAAAUCAACUGUAUACUACCUAGUGUGUCUCUAAACAGAAAACACACAUAGAGCGAGAUAUUUCCAUGGGUUGACAAAAGUGUGACAAGAAGCCCAUGAGAACCUCACCUUGUAUCUCUGCAGGGAACAAUGGCUCAGUGUUCACCAAUUCAGUGUUUGCAGUGACUUUGUAGAACCUAGCUGUCACAAAUAACAAGACUUGAGUGUCAGUGGAAAUACAGUCUGCGGUGUUCAUAUAAAAAUUAGUGGGAUAUUGCGGCCAUUAUGGAAAACAAUAUGGAGAUUCCAAUAGGUAGACUUACCAUAUGAUCCAGCAAUCCCACUCC
Messenger RNA from Vicugna pacos (alpaca), 2650 nucleotides. NCBI's taxonomy places the organism in Eukaryota, Metazoa, Chordata, Mammalia, Artiodactyla, Camelidae. The record is from RefSeq and is a predicted model, not a curated record.